Molecule: messenger RNA, 462 nt
Organism: Nelumbo nucifera (sacred lotus)
Lineage: Eukaryota; Viridiplantae; Streptophyta; Magnoliopsida; Proteales; Nelumbonaceae
Product: auxin-responsive protein SAUR68-like
Biological process (GO): response to auxin
Source: RefSeq, a predicted model, not a curated record
AUGAUCAGCACCAAGAAGCUCCUUGCGAUGGCAAAGAAGUGGCAGAAGGCAGCUGCCAUUGGGCGGAGAAGACUCUCACUGGGCAGAAGCAGCGCAGAUGGGGAGGCUUGUUAUAAUAACCCCAAACAGCCAGUAGCUAGCAAAGGCCACUUCGUUGUAUACACAGUCGAUAAGAAGCGAUUUGUGGUUCCCUUGGCGUAUCUCAACAACAACAUCAUCAGACAACUCUUCAGGAUGUCCGAAGAGGAGUUUGGACUACCGGGAGAAGGCCCCAUCACAUUGCCAUGCGAUGCAGUUUUCAUGGAAUACGUUAUAUCCUUGCUUCGUCGAAGAGUGCCUCAACACUUGGAGAAUAGUUUGAUUACAUCCUUGGCCACAGGACGCUGCUUUGCUUCUUCUUCUUCUUCUUCUUCUAUUUCUCAAGGCCAAACGCAGCAACAAACACUUCUCCAUGGCUUUUAA